Messenger RNA from Anastrepha ludens (Mexican fruit fly), 830 nucleotides. RefSeq names its product larval cuticle protein 65Ag1-like. Gene Ontology annotation, molecular function: structural constituent of chitin-based larval cuticle. The record is from RefSeq and is a predicted model, not a curated record. Gene Ontology annotation, cellular component: chitin-based extracellular matrix. The transcript is spliced from 2 exons. Lineage: Eukaryota; Metazoa; Arthropoda; Insecta; Diptera; Tephritidae. Bases 252 to 566 code for a protein of 104 amino acids.
AGCAUUAAUUUUUCAGUACUUCGACGAGUCACAACUAACCAAUCAACCAACAAACCAAUCAACCGACCAAUCGUCCAGCCAGCCAUCCAACACUCUACUACUAAAAACAAAACAAAAAGCCCGAUCGCACGUAGAAAACCUUCUCCUUCGAAACGAAAACAUCCCGUAUUAAGCGCGUGUGCUUGUGUGUGCUAAAGAAAAAGAAGGAAGUGUCCCAUUUACACUAAGAAGAUUACGCAAUCUUAUUAAAGAUGAAGUGUGCUAUUUUAUUUGUUGUUGUUUGCAUCGCCUCCGCCAUGGCUGCGCCAGCACCUCAACAAGAAGUACAGGUUUUGCGUUACGAUUCAGACGUGGAGCCUGAGGGAUAUAAAUUUCUAGUGGAGACUAGCGAUGGCAAACUGCAUGAAGAGGAAGGCAAAUUGAAGGACGUCGGCACGGAGCAAGAGGCGAUUGUAGUGCGUGGGUCAUUCUCCUAUGUCGGCGAUGAUGGUCAAACUUACACGGUCAACUAUAUAGCCGAUGAGAAUGGUUUCCAACCGGAGGGCGCACAUUUACCACGUGUUUAAGAUGAUUUAAAUUGAUCGUUCCUUUGCUUACAUAAAACUAUCUACAUAAAUAAUCCGAACGAGUACUGACAAGUUUGAAUGCAUAACAACAGCAGCAAUACCUACAGCGUUUACAGAGCGGGCAUAUCCAGCGAUUUUAUAUUCAUUGUGUUAACUAGGUUUAAGUACAUACACACAUACGUGUGAAAGAAAAGCAAACGAAAAAAUUAAUGAAGUGCAAGCAUGAAUAAAUAGUGUUAAAGACGUGAAAUACUUAAUCAGAAA